AUGCAGCCGCUGCUGACCGCACCAUCGUUUGAGCAACACCCUACCGGUUUCGGUAUCGGUACAGCUACUCCGCGCAUUUCGUGGCGCUUUAUCCCCUCUCCUUCCACUAUCCAGGCGUGGGAACAGUGUGCUUACGAUAUCGAGAUCGUCCACCUUCCCGGUGACCGCCAAGAAUCGUACCAUGUGGUCAGCACGGAAUCAAUGCUGGUCUCAUGGCCUAGUAAGCCUCUGCAGGCCCGAGGACAGGCCCGUGUUAGGGUCAGAGCGCACGGGAGAGUCACAGAUGGGGAGACAGAAAGGGUCCUUGGGCCAACUCCUUGGUCCCCAUGGGCGGUUGUCGAAUGUGCGUUGCUGAACGUCGCCGACUGGGUUGCCCGUCCGAUUACCACGACCACUGCGCGAGAGCCGAAUGGACCUCAGCGACCGCUGUACUUUCGCAAAUGCUUCAAGGUCCCAUUUGCGGGUAAAGUCUCCCAAGCAAGGCUGUAUAUUACCAGUUUGGGCAGUUACAGAUCCUAUAUCAACGGGUGCAGAGUGGGGGAUCACUGCCUGGCUCCUGGUUGGACGAGUUACAACAACCGUCUCAACUAUCAGAUCUUCGACGUUGCAUCUCUUAUCAAUUGCCGACAGGAGAACGUUAUUGCGGUUGAAGUUGGUGAAGGUUGGUAUGCGACGCGUCUGGGUUUCUUCGGAGGAACCAGGUGCAUAUACGGCAACGACCUGGCCGUCCUCGCCCAGGUCGAGAUUGUCACGGAUCAGCAAGAGACAUUUGCCCUCCAUUCGGACAGUUCUUGGAAAUGCGCUCCUAGUGCUAUUAUUCGCAGUGAGAUCUACGAUGGCGAGCUCUAUGACGCGAGAGAAGAGCAGCAAGGUUGGAACAUUCACGCCACUUUUGACGACCGCACCUGGCAGGCCACCAGGACACUUGAUAUGCCAGGGGGUAGACUCGUUAUCCCGAGCUCGCCACCUGUUCGAGUGACGCAGGUCAUUGCUCCUACGUCUAUAUUUUCCACAGAGUCGGCAAAGACGAUCAUUGACUUCGGCCAGAAUCUGGUCGGAAAGCUACGCAUCCGGUCACUAAACAAGCCAGCGGGUAGCCGAAUCCGUUUCGCGCACGGCGAAGUCUUGGAAAAUGUAGAGCUCUGCGUGAGACCACUCCGCGACGCCAAAUGCACCGACGAAGUGAUUACCUCGGGGCAGAAGCUGCGAGAUUGGUCCCCGGGGUACACGUUCCGUGGAUUUCGCUACGUACAAGUUGAAGGCUGGUCGGCCAGUGACGAAUCAGAGCCCCUCUCAAUGUCGAGUAUUGAACGCCUUGUGUGGAGCAUGCGCGGCAACUUUCUAUCCAUCCCUACAGAUUGCCCGCAAAGAGAUGAACGAUUAGGGUGGACCGGCGACAUUCAAGUUUUCUGUCCCUCUGCCAGUUUCUUGUACAAUACUGCUGGUAUACUCGGCGACUGGCUCAAGGACCUUGCGUUGGAGCAAUUUGAAGCAGACGGUGUCCCCCCAUUCGUGGUCCCUAAUGCACUGGGGGAAAUGUGGGAAGGUAUCCCGCAAGCUGUUUGGGACGAUGUGACAGUGCUCACUCCGUGGGAUCUAUACCAAUAUUUUGGUGACCGGGAAAUCCUUCGCUGUCAGUAUCAGAGCAUGCUUGCCUGGAUUGAUACAGGAAUUCGUCGUGGGCCAGAUGGCUUGUGGGAUCCCGAGCUCUGGCAGCUUGGGGACUGA
Messenger RNA from Aspergillus viridinutans, 1728 nucleotides. RefSeq lists its product as uncharacterized. Gene Ontology annotation, biological process: carbohydrate metabolic process. The record is from RefSeq and is a predicted model, not a curated record. Lineage: Eukaryota; Fungi; Ascomycota; Eurotiomycetes; Eurotiales; Aspergillaceae. The coding region runs from base 1 to 1728 and encodes 575 amino acids. The transcript is spliced from 2 exons.